UUACCUGUCUGAGGAAGACGUCUUGGAUCAAGCAAACCCUUUUGUGCAGCUUGUGAGUGGGGUAGUUUGGCUCCUAAGAGACGGAGAAGUGUACGUCAGUCAGAGUCAAAUGGCUGAGUGUGGUGAAAUUCAAACCACAGGAACCUUCGACAAGUUCAUCAAUGUGAUAUCAGCCAGGACUGCGGUUGGACACGACAGUCAGGGGCAGCUGGUCUUGGUUCAUGUGGAUGGACAGACAGAAUCCAGAGGGGUCAACCUCUGGGAGAUGGCUGAAUUUCUGAAACAGCAGGGAGUCAUCAAUGCCAUCAACCUGGAUGGUGGAGGGUCUGCAACGCUGGUCUUAAACGGGACCCUGGCGAACUACCCCUCUGAGCACUGCUCUUUUAACAACAUGUGGCGUUGUCCUCGGAGCAUCUCGACCAUCAUGUGUAUCCACGAGCCUGCCUGCCAGCCUGCAGACUGCAGCGGUCACGGGGACUGCGUGGAAGGGGAGUGCCGCUGCGCUGGGGACUUCUGGAGAGGCCCAGCAUGUGACACCUUGGACUGUGGCCCUUCCAACUGCAGCCUGCACGGCGUCUGCACCGACUCUGGAUGCCUCUGUGACCCUGGCUGGACUGGCAGCAACUGCAGUGAAGCUUGUGCCAGUGGUUUCUUUGGGGACGCCUGCACCCAGAAGUGCCAGUGCCAGCAUGGUGGCUUGUGUGACCCUGUGCACGGAGCCUGCUCCUGCCCGGCUGGGUACUAUGGCACCAGCUGUGAGCAAGAGUGUCCCAUGGGCUGGUACGGGCCAAACUGCCAGAAACAAUGUGCGUGUGAACACAUGUGUCCCUGCGACCGGGAGACGGGCAGCUGCAACGUCACCCAUGACUUGGCAGUACAGGAGCAGUUAAACAAAGCUGGGCACUGUUUGGCUUCCCAGAAGAAGGGAAGGAGCAAAGAGAAGUUCUCUCUGUCAGAGAAAACCUGGAUCUCCAUAACCUCUGUCCUGGCUCUGCUUCUGGUCAUCAGCACCAUGGGAAAUGUAGGGCUUUUUCUCAAGGCCAGGUCAGAGAGGCACCACAAGAGCGGUGACUACCUCUACCACCCGCUGAGGGAGAUGAACGGGGAAGCUGCUCACACCUCCACCUCUGCUGCCUGUGAGACAGAAGAUGCUCAGGACCCCAGCCAGGCAUUUCUUCAGAGCCCCGGCUGA
Antrostomus carolinensis (chuck-will's-widow) is the source of this 1192-nucleotide messenger RNA. It is a transcript of the gene NAGPA, whose product is annotated as N-acetylglucosamine-1-phosphodiester alpha-N-acetylglucosaminidase. Gene Ontology annotation, biological process: secretion of lysosomal enzymes. The annotation marks the transcript as partial. Lineage: Eukaryota; Metazoa; Chordata; Aves; Caprimulgiformes; Caprimulgidae. The record is from RefSeq and is a predicted model, not a curated record. The transcript has 9 exons.